GAGAUGAGUUGCGUGGCAAAAACUUGCUCUUGACUCAUGAAUUUGUUUCUAUCAGUUUUCUUUCUUACUUCCCCAAAACUUCGAGAGGAAGUCCUCUGUUGAACAGAGACAUUAGAAUUCUAACCACCAUAGCUAAUUCGGAUCAUAAACAACCAAAUGAAUGGGAGAAACUGUGGCCUUGGCAAGUCCAGAAACAUAGGUUACAUAUGAGGAUAAUUUGCUAAAACAUCAAGCUAUGCAGAAAAACUCCAAGAGGAACAAUAAUUCAAGAGUUUCUGGCAUAGAAUUGAAUUCUGUGGAUGCUGAGAAGGAAAAAAAAGAGAGUCAAAAUAACUUUGUUGAACUGCUGCCUCCAGAAGUUACUUUUAAAAUUUUCAGUCAGCUAGACAUUCAGAGUUUGUGCAGGGCUUCAGUAACCUGCAGGAGCUGGAAUAACACAGUAAGAAACAGUGACUCCUUGUGGAAACCUCAUUGCUUGACUCUAAGAGCUGUGUGCCAAAGAGAAAUAGACGAUGAUCUAGAAAGUGGAUAUUCCUGGAGAGUAAUACUACUGAGGAAUUACCAGAAGAGUAAAGUGAAACACGAAUGGCUAAGUGGCAGAUACAGCAACAUAUGUUCUCCUCUGACCCUACCAGAAAAGAUCAUGUACCCAAUGGAUGUAGAUACAUGGGGGGAAAUUCUAGAAGCAGAACUGGAAAGAUAAGCUGAAAAAUUACAAAGAUCUUGUAACUUUGAGACUUUGAAACUAAAAUGACUCUUAGGUUCAUUUUUUUUGUUUACCAUUUUAAUGUUUAACAUUUAAAAGAAAGCUAAGGAGAAAAUAUUAUGAAAGUCAAACUUUU
Molecule: messenger RNA, 842 nt
Organism: Ailuropoda melanoleuca (giant panda)
Lineage: Eukaryota; Metazoa; Chordata; Mammalia; Carnivora; Ursidae
Product: F-box only protein 48
Exons: 3
Coding region: 236-703 (155 amino acids)
Biological process (GO): SCF-dependent proteasomal ubiquitin-dependent protein catabolic process
Cellular component (GO): SCF ubiquitin ligase complex; cytoplasm
Molecular function (GO): protein binding
Source: RefSeq, a predicted model, not a curated record